This is a messenger RNA of Cryptomeria japonica (Japanese cedar), 1498 nucleotides long. RefSeq lists its product as uncharacterized. The record is from RefSeq and is a predicted model, not a curated record. NCBI's taxonomy places the organism in Eukaryota, Viridiplantae, Streptophyta, Pinopsida, Cupressales, Cupressaceae. Gene Ontology annotation, molecular function: pseudouridine synthase activity; RNA binding. Gene Ontology annotation, biological process: tRNA pseudouridine synthesis.
UCAGGUUGCGCACUUCACGACUCCUUUCUUUUUUGAUCAGUUGGAAAGUUUGCAUGCAGGCCUUAAUGGCGUUCUUCCUCCUGAUAUUAGGGUGAGAGAGGUAGCUGCAGUGAAAACUGAUUUUCAUGCACGAUAUUCAGCUUUAAAGAAAACUUAUCAUUACAAGAUAUACAAUGAUGCUAUUAUGGAUCCAUUUCAAAAUCUUUAUGCAUACCACUUUGCCCACAAGCUCAAUAUUGAUGUCAUGAGACAGGCUGCCAAAUAUUUCAUUGGGCAACAUGACUUUUCUGCCUUUAUAACAAUGUCACGAGGAGGUUUACCUACAGAUCCCAGGAGGGAGAUUUUUCGGUUUGAUGUAGUUAAAAUGGUCACGUUCUAUUUGACCUAAGCUGGAUCUUGUAUGGAGUGUGCACAUGGCACAAAUGAUAGGAAAUGCAGGUUUGAAAAGUAAGCUUAGGUUAUCAAGGCUGUGUGCAUGAUUAGUAAAGAAUGGUUAUGAGAUCUUUAGCUGCACGUGGGAUAUUUGGUAGUGAAGCCAAAAAUGUGAAACUAGAUGCAAGAAGGUUGGUAUAUGUGGUGUGAACACCAUAGGCAGCAUGAGAGAGUCCACAAGAUUAGUAUAGAGAAUUGGUUUUAUUGAUAUGAUUGUUGCUAGCAAAGCAGUGAAUUCCAUUUGCACAAGACAGCGUUUAAUAGAAGAGAAAGUACACCAUUGUCAUGCUUCUAUAUAAGGUGUGAAUACUUCAAGCAUGCACACAAGCAACCUGUUAUGACAGAUGCUAGGCACAUUAAACCUUCUAUGGGCAGGCACAUAUUUGUAUGUGCAGUGAAAGUAUUCUAAGAAUAAAAGUGUGCAAGGCACAAAAAGAAUAUACAUGGAAGAUGCUGUGGAAAGGAGGCUGACUAACCUCCAUAUGCUCUUUUCUAUUCUGAUUGCACUACCUUUUGGUAUAGUGCAAUGAAGUUUCAGAAUCAUUUCAUUAAAUUUACUUUGUUACAGUAUGUUUGUGAUCAGCGCACAAUGGUUUGGGAUUUAGCUUUUGGUGUUCCUUUUGACUUGGUGGACCCAUUGGACUAUGAUUUAUUUGCCAAUAUUUGUUGUGAUAGCGACUUGAGUAGGACACACGAUGAACGAAAUGCUGCGCAUGAGGGUCCUAGAUUUGCUUGCCAUGUGAGUUGUGAGUUUUGAUCUUGAUUGACAACACAGAGUACCGGGAGUUUUUGCAACAACAUUUCAGAGCUGGCAGAUAAAUUUUUAGAGUGGGUACUUUGGUUUGAUUUUUUGGGAUAUUUUGCCAAAUUGCAUUCAUUUAUUGGUUUGUUAGAGCACAGAUGCAAAUUGCAUUAAAGAGAUGGGUUUUGCAUGAAUUUGGAGGUGUGCUCACUAUUGUCAGACAUUGCAGAGUUUUGCAUCCAUAGAUUGUUCUUCAGGAAUUUCAAGAGUAAUAUACAUAAUUUGUGCCAAGAGAAUGUUGGCACCAAAAGUGGCCAUAAGGAA